AUGCGCUGGAAGAGGAAUACACUUCAUAUUGAUAGCAGGAUUUAUCGCUUUAAAAGACGAAUACUUAAGUGUGCCCGGAUUAAUGGUUGUAUUGUUGUGGUGUUUGAGCGUUUAAUCAUCUUUAUUGAGUGUACCGGUGAAAUAGUUAAGCAUCCACUAGGCGCUCUUCGGACAGUAACCUUUCUCCAUAAUGGCGUCUUGUUUGCUGAAGAUAGUAGCCGGACACUUAAGUACAUGACCCAUCCUUAUGAACCAAUACUUGAGGUACAUACCUUUCCCAAGCAGUUUUGGCUAAUGGCGAGCAGUCGUAAUUGGUUCUGUGUCCUAACUGGAGAGGGCCAGGACCGGUCUUUAGAGCUGUUCCGAAUGAGAGGAGGAGAGACAACAUCCAUCUACCAAAUGCGCCCGGAAGAAAAGUUACAGUGUGUUUGGCUGAAAGGCACUCGAAUUGCUCUAGUUUAUCGGACAGGAAUUACGAUCAUCGCCUUGCAACUAGAUAAGGGUGAAUCCUUACCCAAGUUCAGGCAAGAGACUAAGUAUACACCAGUGUCUGGGAGAGUUACUCAGGCCAUUCCAAUUGCUAGCAAGCAUAGCACCGUCUUUUUGGUCAAUGGCUGUGAGGUAGUUGAUGAAGAUGGCCUAGUCUUUUCUUUCGAUAAGCACAACCAGGAUAGUAUGAACGCCGUAGUGGCUAAAACAGCUAGGCAGCAGAUAAAGAGUCUUGGCAAGGGCUAUGUUUCCCGGCACAUCUAUCGGUUCUUUAAGUACGAGUCAAAGGGCCAGGAAGCCCUAGCCUACUCAUUGCCAUGGAAGGACCGCAUGGAGGUACACCGCAAGAAGGCCCAAAACCCCGAUAUUACACUUGAUGCUCUGUUUAGCCAGUGCAUUGGCCGCCUUGACAAACCAACUCUACUAGCUACUGCCAAAAAGCUGGAGUUCUACAUACACAUUGUAACGAAGGCCAGCUCUUUGUACACGCCCUUGUUCGCACAGUUGCACGAUCGUUUAGUAACCGACAGCCCCCGACAUGCUCUACUAUUCCGCAUUCUAUCAACUAAAGACGUUCCAGCGGAUCUUUACUCCUACGAGCUCUUACCUUACUCCAAGAAGUACCUAGAACGUUCCAAGAACCCGGGCUACUCCCUUAUCCGCGAGAACCAACAGGCCAGCGAGCACGAAAGAGAGUCAAUGCCCUGUCUUAAAUCCAUGCAUACGCUUGAAGACACAGAGUUCAUUCAAAGCAUUCCCGAGCGCAUUCAGAACACGGGUGCCAUUGAAGAGUGCAAGCAGCUUCUUUCGGGACAGCAGGUCGGUGACUUUCCAUUUAAUGAGUACGAUACAGAGAAUCGACGCAAGAAGGCCUUUAUCUUUUCGGUGGUUACGUCCGUUGGCCGUGGUGUCUUUCUUUUAGGCCGAAAUGCCCAAAUCAAUAUCUUUCAAGUGCCUAGCAUGAAGGUCUUCCUUAAGAAAAACAACCAUGUUGUAGCGAUCAGCACUCUUAACGAGUGGGACAAACUCUGGCCUUCUUUCCACUUUGCCGUAGCUGCCGCGCUUUCCAUUCCCAAUCGACCUUUUAUUUCAACAGUGCAUAUGGACAUGAUGGGCUCUAAAUCACUGAUGUGUCUGGCCGGCUCAGUCUUUGGAAUGGGCUUAAAAGACGCGCUGGGCAUUAAGCCCCUUUCUUUUAGUGAAAGAACUACUAUAGCUCGAUCUCUACUGCUUUCUCUAUCCAAAAGUUACGAUAUGGUCCUCGUCGGUGCUACUAUUCUUGGCAAUGCUUUUGUCUUUAAGGGAACGGCCAACCGCAAGUUUACUGGGAUCGUUCUUUUCAACCUUCGGUCUAAGGAGAUGAACAGCGCAAUGUUGAUGUGGAGUGCCCUAGCCUUAGGCAUUCUUUAUAUGGGCAAGAACGACCUCUUUGCAAAGCAGGUUCUUAUCGCUUAUAUGAAGAGAAAGGGUGCUAUUAAACCGCGCGAGGGAGCCAAAGUGCAAUACUACGACAAAUACCACCGGAUAGCUGCAGCCUUUUCAUUAGCCUAUAUCAGCACAGGUGCUGAGGAUAAGGAGUACUUGCGGUUGCCCGACCGACUCUGUGAGAUCAUUGUUAAUGGUCUGGUUUAUAUGGGAACACGGCAGGAGAAGGUCGCUCGACUGUUAGAAGAGUCUUCUCCUUCUGCUACUCCUAUUCGCCGCUUCUAUUCAGCCCUUAUGCAAGUUCUAGUGAUGGAGCCAUCCUCGUAUGCACAAGCUCUUCAGGCAGCCGACGGCCCGCUUACUUUAGAAGAAGAUGCCUACGCUGUUGCUGGUGCUAUAUUUGGCCACGGUCUUCUGCAUAUUCCAAAGGGAGGCCGAGCUAACUCAGAGUUUGUUUCAGCGAUAAUUCCUCUACUCUAUCGCUUAGAGAAACGGGCGAAUGUGCCCACGGUGGUUAUGGACUAUACACUACUUAGUGUAUCCCUAGCUUUGAACUCGACUGGUGAUUUAAAGGUUCUAAGUAUUUGCAAGCGUUUGUUGCUAUCACUGCGCAAUGUAACCUGCCUUAAUCCUAUCAUUGAUUUUAGUCCUUUUGCUGGCGAGUACCGCGAGCAGUACGGAAUGCGCUUUGGCCGAAUUCAGCACAUUAAAAUGUGCUUGUCCUUACUAGCGCCUGGAUGCGGCUAUCUUCGUGUUAGCUCUACUCCGCAAGCUGCUGCCUUUCUGGUAUCCAGUUUCUACCCGGAAUAUCCCAUUACUCCGGAAGACCAAGAUGCUUUCCAAGCUAUUCGGCACUUCUACACCUUAAGUCUUGAACAGAUACAGGAGACUAAAGAACGCGUUCGCAACAAUGGAAUGGUAGAUUCCCUGGUAGCAUCACUUUCAGCCGAACGCCCCGAAACCAUUAAAACUACUCUGGAUGUAAUUAGCACGUACUUUGAAAAGCACCAGUCAGAUGCUCUAGCUCCUAAUGUCCUGGAGUAUGCCAUCGAGGAGUUGUAUGCAAACCUUCUGAAGGAGACCCCACAAUAA
Molecule: messenger RNA, 3006 nt
Organism: Nematocida homosporus
Lineage: Eukaryota; Fungi; Microsporidia
Exons: 1
Coding region: 1-3006 (1001 amino acids)
Source: RefSeq, a predicted model, not a curated record